CAGGAGGGGGCGCGGCCUCGCGGCAGUCAGGCUCGGAGGAGGGUGAGGUGUGGGUCGUGUCCAGUGUGGACGGAGCCCGGGCACUUCGUCAUUCUGGGGCGCGGAAGACUGGGGUUUCGCGCCCCUUGGCUCUUUGCGUGUGUUUCCCAGCGUGUCUCCUAACCCAACGCCCGUUCUCGCGGUCGCCUCGUGCAGAGCUGCUCCUGGGUCCCGCCCCGGGCGGACGGCUGUCACCGCGCUUCGGGCCGGACGAUGCCCAAGAAGCUGCUUCUGCUGCCCCCGCUGAACCCGUACUCCGCCUUCCGUGCCCCGCGAGCACACCCCGCAGCCCCGCCAGCCAUGAACGCCGCUCGCACUGGCUACCGCGUCUUCUCAGCCAACUCCACGGCCGCCUGCACGGAACUGGCCAAGCGCAUCACCGAGCGACUUGGUGCUGAAUUGGGAAAAUCUGUUGUAUACCAAGAGACAAACGGAGAAACAAGAGUUGAAAUAAAAGAAUCUGUUCGUGGCCAAGAUAUUUUCAUUAUACAGACCAUACCAAGAGAUGUCAAUACAGCUGUGAUGGAGCUACUGAUCAUGGCUUACGCACUGAAGACUUCCUGUGCCAGGAACAUCAUUGGGGUCAUUCCCUACUUCCCCUACAGCAAGCAAAGCAAGAUGAGGAAGAGGGGCUCCAUUGUGUGCAAGCUCCUGGCUUCCAUGCUGGCCAAAGCAGGUUUAACUCACAUUAUCACUAUGGAUCUUCACCAAAAGGAAAUACAAGGCUUUUUCAGCUUCCCUGUGGACAACCUUAGAGCCUCACCUUUCCUGCUUCAGUACAUCCAGGAAGAAAUUCCAAAUUACAGAAACGCAGUCAUUGUAGCUAAAUCUCCUGAUGCUGCAAAAAGAGCUCAGUCCUAUGCUGAGAGGUUGCGUCUGGGGUUGGCUGUGAUCCACGGAGAAGCUCAGUGCACUGAGCUGGACAUGGAUGAUGGUCGCCAUUCUCCCCCGAUGGUCAAAAAUGCCACUGUGCACCCAGGCCUGGAGUUGCCACUGAUGAUGGCCAAAGAGAAGCCACCAAUAACCGUGGUUGGAGAUGUGGGAGGACGCAUCGCAAUCAUAGUGGAUGACAUUAUUGACGAUGUGGAGAGCUUUGUUGCUGCUGCGGAGAUCCUAAAAGAGAGGGGUGCUUACAAGAUCUAUGUUAUGGCUACUCACGGCAUCCUGUCUGCUGAAGCUCCCCGCCUGAUUGAGGAGUCCUCCAUUGAUGAGGUUGUGGUGACAAACACUGUCCCUCAUGAGAUUCAGAAGCUGCAGUGUCCCAAGAUAAAGACAGUGGAUAUCAGUUUGAUUCUUUCUGAAGCAAUCCGGAGAAUCCACAAUGGAGAGUCCAUGGCUUACCUCUUCCGGAACAUCACAGUGGAUGACUAAGCUGCUUCAUCCUCACAUGCUGGAGGAGACCUGCUCAAAGCAGCGCCAGCAGCCACACACACAGCAUUUCUCUGCAGGAAAGGAAUGGAGAUAGUGGGAAGCUAGGUGUCUCUCUCACCAAGCGUGGUGAGGAGGGGCAUUCAUAUAGUAAAGAAAGCAAACUAGUGAUAAGCAACAUGACCUUAAGUGUUUCCCCUCGCCAGCGCUGUUCCUCUGUAGAAGCUACAGACACUCCUGAAAAGAAUCUGAAAAUUGUUACAGUGAAGCAGAGUUAAAAGCAGCUAAGGUGUUAAUUCUGUGAUGUUCACUCAUUGGUUUCAAUCCAGAGAAUGCAGGAGUGAUGUUGAACUCGGCCGAGGAGCUAAGUGACCCUGCCACUAUCUCUGUCCAGUUGUCCUCUACCUAGUUCAUAUAAGUUUUUCUGUAGCAAAUCCCAUUUUUCUUUCUGUCAUGCUACUGCCAUGGAACAGCAAAGCAUUUAUGUUUUUGUUCCUCUUGGAGUUAUCAUGCUGCAGGCCAUCUCUGGGCAUCUGUGUCACCCUGAAAUUGCAAAUAAAAAAUUUUGUUAUCUCCCUA
Messenger RNA from Cavia porcellus (domestic guinea pig), 1986 nucleotides. It is a transcript of the gene Prpsap1, whose product is annotated as phosphoribosyl pyrophosphate synthetase associated protein 1. The record is from RefSeq and is a predicted model, not a curated record. Gene Ontology annotation, biological process: purine nucleotide biosynthetic process; 5-phosphoribose 1-diphosphate biosynthetic process. The transcript is spliced from 10 exons. Gene Ontology annotation, molecular function: magnesium ion binding; ribose phosphate diphosphokinase activity; ATP binding. The coding region runs from base 253 to 1410 and encodes 385 amino acids. Gene Ontology annotation, cellular component: ribose phosphate diphosphokinase complex; cytoplasm. NCBI's taxonomy places the organism in Eukaryota, Metazoa, Chordata, Mammalia, Rodentia, Caviidae.